This is a messenger RNA of Anopheles bellator, 1326 nucleotides long. Its product is annotated as homeobox protein Hox-B3-like. The transcript has 5 exons. Gene Ontology annotation, biological process: spinal cord motor neuron cell fate specification; central nervous system development; regulation of DNA-templated transcription. The coding region runs from base 1 to 1326 and encodes 441 amino acids. Lineage: Eukaryota; Metazoa; Arthropoda; Insecta; Diptera; Culicidae. Gene Ontology annotation, molecular function: DNA-binding transcription factor activity, RNA polymerase II-specific; sequence-specific double-stranded DNA binding. The record is from RefSeq and is a predicted model, not a curated record. Gene Ontology annotation, cellular component: nucleus.
AUGAGUGGUGAGCAGCAAACGCAGAGCAAUUCAGUUAAUUCGCCUCACAUGACCGAUGUUUCGGGCCAUCUAGCGAGCAAUGAUCUUAGCAUGGAUGCUGCCGUCGGGCCAGGAUCGGACGUGCUAUGCCGAAACACCAAAACCAGCAGCAAUGCCAAUUCUUUUCGAAUCGAGGCACUACUGGCAAGUAGAGAACAGGAGCAACCUACUUCUUGCAGUAACGGCGAAUUGUCACCUAAAAUGAAGGUGAUGAAUAACAACGGAGAUCUGAAUGGGGAUGGAAUAAAUGCGAAUGAGGAUCGUAACUCCAGGUCCGAAUCUACCUUUUCGUCAGACUCAUGUUCGUCCAUCAACCCCGGCAGCGUGGAGCAGCAGGACAUGGACGAUUGCGUGAUGAACCAAAUGACAAAAUCUUCCUCCCCCAGCCAGCAUGAUUAUCUGCCCUUCUAUAAUCUUUGCCCUUCACAAGUAAUCUUCACGUCGAACGCGACCACUUUCGACACCCAUCCGGCCGUUUGUAACAAGAGCAUACCGGUCGACCCCGGGAAUCGGUUCCACUUCAUGCAGCUACCUCAGCUAGAGCUUCUCAGGCACCACAACAUCUAUUAUCCCCGAAUCACGGAGCUUACAGGCCAAAACUCGGUAUACGGAAAGGCACGACGGCCGCGGACGGCGUUCACUUCGCAGCAGCUGUUGGAGCUGGAAAAGCAGUUUAAAGUUAGCAAAUAUUUAUCCAGACCGAAGCGGUACGAAGUGGCCAACAAUCUACUUCUCUCUGAAACGCAGGUUAAAAUUUGGUUUCAAAACCGACGAAUGAAGUGGAAACGGUCGAGGAAGAUUAACGAAUCCAAAAAAUACAAUACCAGCAACGCCAACAACGGAAAUGGCACGAACAGUAGCAGCAACAGCAGUACCACCAGUGGAAGUAGCAACGUGACUAACCAAAGCAAUGGAACCAGUGGCUCAAGCAACGUUAAUGCCAACGGUCAACAGAAUGGGUCGCCCGGAUCUUCGUCCGGUCCGCUGGUGCUGGGGAGCGUAAACAAAUCGAUCGAAUCCGAUAACCGUCCCCAAAGUCGGUCCGGAAGUCGAGAGCGACGUGGCAGCACACCGAGUAAAUUAUCCUGCGCCCUGGAUCAUCCGAAGGAUAAACGGGAGGGCAGUGGUUCCAAGCCACACCAAGCGACCGCUCUCUUUGUCAAUCAACAGCUUCAACCGGUUACCGGGGCCGGUGGCUUGCCCACUUCCGGAAGUGACAUCGUCGGCCCGGGAUUAUUCGCUUGCGAUGCAUCGAAUAGUUUAAGUUUUCGGCCUUACGUAACGUAG